Molecule: messenger RNA, 2773 nt
Organism: Coregonus clupeaformis (lake whitefish)
Lineage: Eukaryota; Metazoa; Chordata; Actinopteri; Salmoniformes; Salmonidae
Product: pseudouridylate synthase 7 homolog-like protein
Exons: 11
Coding region: 318-2579 (753 amino acids)
Biological process (GO): pseudouridine synthesis
Cellular component (GO): nucleus
Molecular function (GO): RNA binding; pseudouridine synthase activity
Source: RefSeq, a predicted model, not a curated record
UCUCGUGUUACAGUUACACAUGUGUUUGUUUAUGAGACAUUUCUUGGUAGAACUUUGUCGCUUUAGGACAUACGAUUUAUUAUUGCAUUCAUUUAUAAUUAGAUGAUAUAAGUGAAAUGACAAAUUGCUUAAAUACUAUGUUUUCCGCUGUUGGUUGAGCUUGGUAAACAGUAAUGUAUCCUAUCCGUGUUAGCUAGCUAGCUAUAGCUACAAUGUUACAGUGUGUUGUGGUGUGACAUUGAUUCAUUUAGCAAAUGAAACAUUUGUAGCACUGGCACUUCACUCGACACAUUGCAUAACUGGACAGUCUAUCUACCAUGACUAUGAAGGAGGAGGCACCGAGUGUCCCUGAGUGCUACAUCUCAGAACAUGAAGGGUUCUAUGGAACCAUCAAGAACUCCACCAGAGACUUUAUAGUCACAGAGAUAGACAUCCAUGGCCAGAUGGUCACUAAACCCAGUGUAUCUGAUGUUCCUCAAUCAUCCAACAUUAUUGAGGCAUGCCCAGGUGCCAAGUCUGAAAGAAAGAAAAAUAUUAUUAGCCCAAAACAUCAACACAACCUAAAAGAAGAGAAAUGUACUCCGGUUGUAAAGGAUGUGGAUUCAGAACCUGGACCGGGUCAGAAUGGUGACAUCACAUCCACCCCCAGCCAAGACUGUUUUGACCUGAGCUUGAUACUGGGUCAGUCUGUCUGUGAAGAGCUAGAGCAGUUCACUGCUUUAUUGAGAGAGGCGUCAUUAAGUCCCAAUGAUGGCGUUGAGAAGAAGUUGGCCAACCAAGAAUCAUCCAAUGGCAGUGAGAAGAAGAUGGCCAAUCAAGAGUUAUCCCUGGGUUCAUUCCCAGACAAACACCAAAGAGCUAACGUCCACCGCGCUGUCCGACACAACUUCCCCUUCCUGUUGACAGUAACCAACCAAUCAGAGAUCAGGGUUAAGGAGGACCCUGACUUUAAGCUUCUGUCAGGUUUGGUCUCAGAGGAGGAGGCCGAAUACUUUUUCAGGUUCAUCGACACCAAGAUGCCUAACUCUGUGUACACGUUCAGGGGUGACGACAGUAAGGAGCACAGGACGGCAGUGCACCACUUCCUCAGUAGACGGUUUGGUAAACUGGUGGAGACCAAGAGCUUCAGUGACCAGCAGCAGAAGACUACAGCCAUUACGGUGAGGUUGAGAGGAAAAGGGAAACCCAGGAAGAGAAUGGCUGAUGAUAGUAAAGGGGAAGAGGUCUAUACAGCGUUCACUCUGAGGAAGGAGAACCUGGAGACUCUGGAGGCUACCAGCUACAUGGCAGCUGUCCUGGGGGUGCUGCCCUCUGGCUUCACCUACGCUGGCAUCAAGGACAAGAGGGCCGUCACCUACCAGUCCAUGGUGGUCAAGAAGAUCUCACCACAACGGCUGAGAGAGAAGGCCAGUGAGUUUGAGAAGAGGGGGAUGGUCCUCUCCUCCGUCCGCUCCGUCCCUGAGCCUCUUCAUCUGGGUAGACUCCAGGGGAACCACUUUGACCUGGUGGUACGGGAUCUCAGACCACACCAGGGUCAUGACACACUGAUGGAGCUGGACUCACUGGUGCAGGAGGCUGUGGAGAACGUCAAGGUCAGGGGGUUUGUGAACUACUAUGGACCUCAGAGGUUUGGGACUGGACAGAGUGUUCAAUCUGACAGCGUCGGACUGGCCCUGCUCAAAGAGGAAAUGGUGGCAGCUGUCCAUCUGUUCUUCACACCAGAAGAGGGUGAUGACCCUCAGAGCGUUGCCAAGAGACACUUCCUCCAGACUGAUAAUGCUAAGGAGGCCCUGUCUCUGAUGCCCAUGUCCAAAGCCAGAGAGAGGCUGAUGCUGAGGGCCCUACAUCGCUAUGGGACGGGCCCAGAGGGCUGUACUCGUGCCUGGCUCAGCCUGCCCCAUGGGAUGAGGGUCUUCUACCCCCACGCGUACUGUAGCCGGGUCUGGAACGAGGCGGCUGCACACAGGCUGACCACGCUGGGCCACAGGGCCAGGCAGGGAGAUCUGGUCUGGAAGCAGAGGGGAGAGGAGGGGAUAGAGAUGGGAGAACCCAGCUUACCUCAGAUUCAUGUUGUUACGGCUGCAGAGGAGGAGGAGGAAGUCUACUCACUAGGACAGGUGGUUCUUCCCAUGCUUGGCAGCAGUGUGAAGUACCCAGAGAACCCUGUAGGGGGAUGGUACCAGGAGAGACUGGCGAGGGACGGACUACAGAGCUGUCGUUUCAGAGUCACUCCUCUCAAACUGAACCUCCCUGGCUGCUACCGCCCCCUACUGGCCAUCCCACGUAACCUCACCUAUAGGCUGGAGCAGGGCCAGAGAGCUGGGGAGAGGCAACAGGACAGUAAUGGAAAGUCCCCACAGGCUAGUGGAGCGGUACCACAGCACCCUGGCGCAGACACAACCAGGCCUGCAGGUCUGGAGAGGCAGAAAGGAGGGGAGAGCGUGCAGGGGAAUGGAGAGGGGAAGUCAGCGGUGCAGUACCCCGACACAGACACACCCAGCUUGACGUUGAACUUUGACCUGGACUCUUCCUGCUACGCCACCGUCUGCCUCAGAGAGGUCAUGAAAUGUGACCCUUAGACUGGAGUUAGUCUCAGAUUCUGUAUGGACUACUGUCUGUACAGUAUUGUAAUUAGUAUUGUGUUGUGUACACAGUAUGGCCUCUUGUGUACAUGUAGGAUACUGCCACAGUAUUGUGAUCAGUUUGCCGAUUCGUUGCCUGAUGUGGCAGUCAUGUCGUUAAUAAAAAAAUGCUUUGUUAAUUCUUCACAGUG